AUGUCUGAUGAAGAAGAAGAAAUAGAAGAAGUAGAAGAAGAAGAAGAGGAACCUGAGGAAGAAGAACCAGAAGAAGAACCUGAAGAAGAAGAACCUGAAGAAGAACCUGAGGAAGAAGAGGUAGAAGCAGAAGUGCAAGCUUGGGUAGAGGCUGAUCAGGAGGAGGAAGAACAAGAACAAGAGGACCAAGAAGAAGAAGGAAGUGAAAGUGAAAGUGAAAGUGACAGCAGUAGCAGUAGCAGUAGUAGUAGUGAUGAAGAUCAUGGCAGUGGAGAGGAACAUGAAGAUGUCCAUGUGAUUGUUGUAGAAACACAUCACCAUCAUCAUCAUAAACAUAAG
Lottia gigantea (owl limpet) is the source of this 339-nucleotide messenger RNA. RefSeq lists its product as hypothetical. The transcript has 3 exons. Lineage: Eukaryota; Metazoa; Mollusca; Gastropoda; Lottiidae. The record is from RefSeq and is a predicted model, not a curated record. The annotation marks the transcript as partial.